UGUUUUGAUUCAGAUGCUUGGAAACUUCAAACAGAAAUUCAACAUCGACGUUUCUAAGAAAACCAAACUUGUAUAAAUAGUAAAAUUAAGUGAAUAAAAUUAAUAAUGAAUAAUUUAGAUAAACCACAAAUCAUUUGUCAUAUUGAAAAGUCAGUAGACUAUUCACUGUUUGACGCUAAAUGGAUUCCGUGCAGCGCGAAGUUUGUGGUUAUGGGCUCGACACCUCGUGGGUCCGGAGUGAUACAAAUCUAUGAAGUGUCUAGUGGACAAUUAAAACUGAUUAAGAGCAUCGAUCGUUCAAACCCCAUGAAAUGUGGAACAUUCAAAGCUUCUAGUUUGCGAGAUCGUUUUUUAACAACCGGCGAUUUUAAAGGAAAAUUGAAUAUUUAUAACCUGGAAGAUCCAUCGGUGCCAGUUUACUCAGCAAACGCACACAGCGAAAUAAUAAACGCAAUUGAUGGUGCUGGAGGUCAAAGUGUUGGCCAUGGAGCUCCUGAGAUAGUGACUGGCUCAAGGGACGGCAGUGUCAAGGUCUGGGACCCCAGGCAAAAAGGUCGACCUGUCGCUGUGUUUGAACCCAAGGAAGGUGACAGCAGACGUGACUGCUGGUCUGUCGCAUUCGGUAAUUCUUAUAACUCAGAGGAACGUGUCGUGGCUGCUGGUUACGACAAUGGAGAUGUCAAGAUGUUUGAUCUCAAGGCGAUGUCUCUCCGCUGGGAGAGCAAUCUCAAGAACGGUGUCUGUGGUCUUGAGUUUGACAGGAAAGAUAUCCCGAUGAACAAACUCGUCGCUACGACUUUAGAAUCAAAAUUUUAUUUGUUUGAUCUCAGAACUCAGCACCCGAAACGGGGGUUCGCUUAUCUCACUGAAAAAGCUCAUAAAUCAACAGUUUGGUUGGUAAAACAUUUACCUCAGAAUCGUGAAAUAUUUAUGACUUGUGGUGGGGGUGGAUCUUUGUGCCUUUGGAAAUAUAAUUACCCAGAGAAGAGGAAACAAAUGGACGUGGAUGGAAUAGCCUACGGAGUAGUUGGAAGUGUUGAUUUAUUACAAAAUAGUAUAAUAUCCUCGCAACCUGUCAGUUCAUUUGACUGGUGUCAAGAUAAAGCUGGUCUUGCUGUCUGCACGUCAUUUGAUCAGUGUUUAAGAGUCCUUGUUACCACUAAAUUAAAUCUUUAUUAAUUUAUAAAUCAUUUUAUUAUUUAUUUUUACUAGUUUUAAUUUGAAAUUCGCUUGAGAAAAUAUUUUAUAUACAAUUUUAAUGAUGGUGGACCUUGAAAUACGUUACGAGCAAAUUUUAAUUAU
Messenger RNA from Cotesia glomerata, 1302 nucleotides. It is a transcript of the gene Wdr92, whose product is annotated as dynein axonemal assembly factor 10. The record is from RefSeq and is a predicted model, not a curated record. Gene Ontology annotation, molecular function: ubiquitin binding. Bases 106 to 1179 code for a protein of 357 amino acids. Lineage: Eukaryota; Metazoa; Arthropoda; Insecta; Hymenoptera; Braconidae. The transcript has 4 exons.